Molecule: messenger RNA, 480 nt
Organism: Pyrenophora tritici-repentis Pt-1C-BFP
Lineage: Eukaryota; Fungi; Ascomycota; Dothideomycetes; Pleosporales; Pleosporaceae
Source: RefSeq, a predicted model, not a curated record
AUGGCCGGCUCUGCGCACUCGAGCUUCCUCAAGACAAUCUUGAUCCCACUCUUCCUAGCCGCCAUCCUCUACGCCCUACUAGCCCUAAUCCUCCUCCCUUUUAUCCGCCGCCACCGCAGUCGCUAUAGCCAGUACUUGCCCAUGUCUGCCGCUGUCGCCGCCGCCGAAUUCCCUACCUCAUGGCGCACCCAAGUCUCGGAUGCGCUGUACAACCUCUUCGUCCCGUCCACGUGGGGGAGACAGCGCGCCGUGGUGGAUGGCAGUGGCCAGCACGAAGACGACCUCUUUGACGACGAGGAGGGCGAGGGUAUGGUGGGAUUUGACCCCAUUGACGAGAGGCGGAGAGAGGCGCUGGAGCAGCGGAGAAGCAUGAUGGAGGAGGAGAGACGGUUAGGCCGGGAUCUUGAGGAGGGCUUCAAGGACGACAGUGAAGACGAGCAUGAGGAUGAGCGACGGAGGUCUCUGUCACGGCAUCGUUGA